This is a messenger RNA of Solanum pennellii, 3517 nucleotides long. Its product is annotated as probable leucine-rich repeat receptor-like protein kinase At5g49770. The record is from RefSeq and is a predicted model, not a curated record. Gene Ontology annotation, molecular function: protein binding; ATP binding; protein kinase activity. The transcript has 20 exons. NCBI's taxonomy places the organism in Eukaryota, Viridiplantae, Streptophyta, Magnoliopsida, Solanales, Solanaceae. Bases 551 to 3403 code for a protein of 950 amino acids. Gene Ontology annotation, biological process: protein phosphorylation.
AUUUUUGACUUUUUGGAAUGUUCAACUUUCGCCAUGGCGCCCAUUCUUGUUCUUCGCACUUCAUUAUUUUAAGGCGUAAGGCGGUCGCUUUUAGAGUUUAAAUGGAGUAUUUGAAUAUUUAAAUGGAGUUUUAAAGUAACAAUCUUUAUCUAAGAAGAACUCUUCUUGAUUUGUACAUACACGAAUAUGUCCUCUUCUUGAUUUUUCAUAUGUUGUAAAGAAAAGAUUUGCUUUCUUAUUUAUGUUAAACAACAAUAUUUCUUACCUGCACCCUUUAAAUUCUUCCCCCUUUACGAUUAGUUUAUUAGGAUGAUGAAAUCAGAAAGUGACAUGGGGUUCGGAUAUUUGGUCAAAGUUCUUGAUUUUUAUCAAGAAACCUUCUUCUUGUUGGCUUGUUCUUAUUGUUGGCUUGAGGAAUCAGGCGUGAAGGUCAAGGAUAACUUGCUGGAUAUUAGGAAGGCGUUAUUUACAAGACUUGCACUGGAAUAUAGUAGUGUUUCUUUUCAAACAAAAGGUUGGGGUUUUGGAUGUUCAAGAAAAAGGUUUUGCUAUGCUGGAAAUGGGUUCAAGAAGUCAUGUCUUCCUCCUGAUUUUUGUAUCCCAAAUUCUGGCUAUACUGGGACAAACAAACAGCAAUGAUGCCACUGCUCUAUUUGCUCUUAAGUCUAGUUGGAAUAACUUGCCACCAAAUUGGGAGGGGUCAGAUCCUUGUGGUAGCAGCUGGGCAGGACUUAUCUGUGACAACUCACGUGUAACCUCAAUAAAGUUAUCAGGCAUGGGCUUGGAAGGCAGUCAGUUUGGAGAUCUUUCAUCAUUAACUGCAUUGCAAAUUUUGGACCUCUCGAAUAAUGUUGGUUUGAAAGGGACUCUCCCACCAUCAAUUGGAAAUUUGAAGAAUUUGACAACCUUAAUCUUAGUUGGUUGCAGCUUCUUUGGUCCAAUUCCAGAAUCAAUUGGUUCUCUGCAGCAGCUGGUUUUUAUAUCUCUAACUUCAAACAGCUUCACUGGGCCAAUUCCUCCAUCAAUUGGCAAUUUAUCUAAAUUGUCAUGGCUUGAUCUGAGUGACAAUAAAAUUAAUGGGACUAUCCCAAUCUCACAAGGUUCAGCACUUGGUUUGGAUUCACUAGUCAAUACCAGACACCUUCACUUGUCAAAAAAUCAGCUCUCUGGCCUAAUCCAACCUCAACUCUUCAACGCAAGUAUGAAGCUGAUACACGUGAUUUUAGAUCACAACCAACUGACAGGAGAAAUUCCAGAGUCUCUGGGAAGUCUGCAGAAUUUGGAAAUUUUGCGACUGGACUGGAACUCUCUCAAUGGAUCUGUACCUUCCGAGCUCAGCAAUGUUACAAGUCUCAGUGAGCUGUACUUGUCCAAUAAUAAUCUCAAUGGAUCAAUUCCGGACCUUGCAAGUAUGAACUUGCUAACCUAUGUGGGCAUGAGCAAUAACAGUUUCAAUGCAUCAGAUGUUCCAGAUUGGUUUACAAAGCUCCCUUUAUUGAAAACAAUAUAUAUGGAGAACACAACACUGCAAGGACAAAUCCCUGUUGACUUAUUCAGCCGUCCUAACUUGGAAACUAUAGGAUUAGCCAACAACAAGCUCAACGGGACAUUGGAUAUUGGGACCAGAUAUGGGAACAAUUUAACUCUUGAUUUGAGAAAUAAUUCUAUCAAGGACUUCACUCAGAAAACAGGAUACAACAUGAAUAUAUCGCUCGCUGGCAACCCGAUUUGUGAUGGAACAGGAGCAACAGCCAAAUACUGUGCAAUUCAGAUUUCCAAUGAUUCCUUCUCAUCACCUCUGCAGUGUCCAGCAAUGUCUUGCAAUUCUGACAAAAUAUUAAGUCCUACAUGCAAAUGUUUAUAUCCAUACACUGGGACACUGCAUUUCUUUUCCCUGUCCUUCUCAAAUUUAGACAACUCAAGCUACUUUACAACCCUUGCUGGCUCUAUGAUGUCUGCAUUUCUAUCCAAUGGGCUUCCAGUGGAUUCAGUUUCUCUAAGUGAUCCAACAGUUGAUGUUUAUUCAUAUCUUCAAAUUGAAGCACAAAUCUUUCCCUCAACACAGGACAGUUUCAAUCAUACAUCAAUUCCUUCCAUUGGUUACCUGCUCAACCGGAAUCCUUUCCAACUCCAAUAUUUUGGACCCUUUUUCUUUACUUCUGAAAGUUAUUGUUGCUUUGCAGACGGAAAUAAGAAGUCAUCAUCACAUACUGGUAUCAUCAUUGGAGUAUCGGUUGGCUGUGCAGUGCUUGUGCUCUUGACAUUUUGUGCUGGCCUUUAUGCCUUUCGCCAGAGAAAAAUGGCAAAAAGAGCUGGUCAUAGCAGUAACCCUUUUGAAUCUUGGGACCGUGAUACAAGUGGUGCUGUGCCACAACUUAAAGGAGCAAGAUGGUUCUCAUUUGAUGAGAUUAGGAAGUGCACAAACAAUUUUUCAGAAUCUAACUGCAUUGGAUCUGGGGGCUAUGGGAAGGUCUUCAAAGGAACUCUUACUACUGGGGAGGUAGUUGCAAUUAAAAGAGCACAACAUGGAUCAAUGCAGGGGGCUUUUGAGUUCAAAACAGAGAUUGAGCUAUUGUCAAGGAUACAUCACAAGAAUGUUGUAAGCCUGGUUGGAUUUUGUUAUGAGCAAGGCGAACAAAUGCUGGUUUAUGAGUACAUUUCAAAGGGUACUCUAAGGGAAAGUCUCUCAGUCAAGCCAAAAUUCCAGUUGGAGUGGACAAGGAGACUUAAGAUAGCCCUUGAUGCUGCUAGAGGUUUAGCAUACUUGCAUGAGCUUGCAGAUCCUCCCAUAAUACACAGGGAUGUAAAGUCAAAUAACAUCUUGCUGGAUGACCAUUUAACUGCAAAAGUUGCUGAUUUUGGCCUAUCAAAACUUUUGAGAGACGAAGACAAGGGCCAUGUCACCACUCAAGUCAAAGGUACAUUGGGAUAUUUGGAUCCUGAAUAUUACAUGAGCCAACAGUUGACUGAGAAAAGUGAUGUAUAUAGCUUUGGGGUGGUGCUGCUCGAGCUGAUUACUGCAAGAGCUCCAAUAGAACGAGGAAAACACAUCGUGAGAUUGGUUGCAGAGACCAUAUAUGAUUCAAAAGAUAACAGCAAACUAUACCAGUUAAUUGAUCCAAGAAUAGGUCCAGGUUCAAAACUCGAAGGUGUUGAUAGAUUAUUCACAUUGGGAAUGAGAUGUGUAAAUGAAUCCGGGGCUGAGAGGCCUUCCAUGGGAGAGGCUGUGAAAGAAAUUGAGAGUAUUCUUGAACUGGCUAGCUUGAGCAAGUAUACUGAAGGCGACCUCACUUCGUCUAGCUAUGAGGACACAACUCAACUCAGACUUGACGAUUUUUAUAAUGAUAAGGCUUUUGAUUAUAGUGGUAAAUUUCCUUCUGGUGGCAUGAACACCACUUAUUGAAACUACCAAGGACUAUAACUGUGAGUUACAUAAGUUUGUUAUUAUUGACCAUAUUACUAUGAAUUACAUUUUGUUUGAUUGUUUAUUACUAGUGAUGCUUCUGUUCUAAUACUA